UUGUUAACUGUUUCCCGUUAAUUUCGUUUACUACUGCAAAAAGCAAAAACGUUAAAGGCAUAAUGAUAAGUAUCCUAGUUGCGUUCGCUGUAAUUGUGCUGUCCUGCUUAUACUGGUAUCGAAGAGAUAGUCGUUUGCCACCUGGUCCAAAAGGAGUUCCUUUGCUUGGAGUUAUACCGUUUCUUAGAGGUCAUUCGGCAAAAAGGUUUCGCGAGUGGAGCAAAGAGUAUGGAAAUGUAUUUUCUGCAAGAGUCGGACCUUCUGAUUACCUGGUUUUAACCGAUUAUGACGUUAUCCACGAGGUUCUCAUAAAACAAGGAAACAAAGUUGAAAACAGGCCACCUCUGCCUAUACUUGACGCUUGUUCCAAGGGCCAUGGAAUAUUGUUUGCCAAACCAAGAGUUUGGACAGUGCAUCGACCAUUUGUUGUGAAUACUUUAAGAAAGCUUGGAAUGGGAAAAAAGCUUUUAGAGAGCAGAGUUCUUGAUGAAUCGUCUAAUAUGAUUGCAGAACUGAAAAAGCAAGGCGGAAAUCCGUACGAUCCAAAGGAUAUGUUUCUUUUGAUGGCAGUCAAUGUUGCCGCAUUAUUUUGUAUGGGACAGAGGUUUGCCUUUGAUGACGAAGAUUUCAAAAAACUCGUUCAACAUUUAGUGAGGGGGUGGCAAGACGAUGGUGACUUCGUAAUUUUGUUGGGAUAUUGUGCAUAUCUGAGACAUAUUCCACCUUUUCGUAAAGUUGUUAAAAAUUUCGUCUCCGAUUUUGACUACGUUCAAGACACCAUCAAAAAGUACAUUCACGAACACGAACUAACCUACGAUAAAAACGACAUCCGGGACUUCAUUGACGCUUUUAUCGAAGAAACGAAAAAAGAGAGACACGACAGAACUUUUACAGAAGAACAACUUAUCGUGACUGUUCGUGAUCUACUAGAUGCAGGAGCGCAAACCACUUCUUGUACGCUGGUUUGGAUAUUAGUUGGUCUCGUUUCACAUCCAGACUGGCAAGACAAAAUCAGAGAAGAAAUUAAAGAAGUUGUUGGAGAACACGGCGCUGUGACGAUGGGCCACCGUGAAAAAAUGCCGAAGACUGUUGCCUUCCUGUACGAAGUUAUGAGGAAAGCAAUUAUGGCUGCCCAGUCACACGUGUGCACCACUGAUGAAAUUACGGUGAAAGGAUACAAGAUACCAAAGCAUACCCCGGUGUUUGCUGCGAUGUGGGUCGUUCACAACAAUCCGAAAUAUUUUGACAAUCCUGAGGAGUUCCGUCCGGAACGAUUCAUUAAUCCGGUUGACGGUUCUUUCAUGAAGUCAAAAUACUGUAAUCCAUUUUCUAUUGGAAAGCGAGGAUGUGCAGGCGAGCAAUUAGCACAAAUGGAGUUAUUCAUUUUCAUCACCCACAUUGUGCAGAAUUUCAACUUGUCAGCAGAUGACAAAACAACAAUACCAUCGUUUGAUGACGGAACAUAUGGCAUCGUUUACGUUCCGCCACGUUUCAAGAUCAAAUUUGAAGAAAUAUAGUUGUUGAAAUAUCUAUCCGAUUUAGUCAAACAGAAGACUAAAUGUAUAUAUAUUAUGUUUUGAUGUUUUAUAUCAUAUGCAGAGAAUGUUGCAUUAUUAUUGUAAGUUGAGGAUUAUAUUCGACUUCAAAAUUCCUGCUUGAACUGGGACAUCAGUAAAAACAAUCAACAAGUUAAAGCAUUUUCUCACGCGUUCUGUCGUAA
This is a messenger RNA of Styela clava, 1720 nucleotides long. RefSeq names its product cytochrome P450 2C16-like. Gene Ontology annotation, cellular component: cytoplasm; intracellular membrane-bounded organelle. The record is from RefSeq and is a predicted model, not a curated record. Gene Ontology annotation, biological process: xenobiotic metabolic process. Gene Ontology annotation, molecular function: steroid hydroxylase activity; heme binding; iron ion binding. Lineage: Eukaryota; Metazoa; Chordata; Ascidiacea; Stolidobranchia; Styelidae.